AUGGUCAAAAAAAUUCCUUCCGCUCGUCAACGUACUCGUGCGCAAACUGCGGCUUUCCUCCUUGGCGCUCGUCCAGACCUGCCCAAUGUUGAGGCCAAUGAGAUCACCCGCAUGCGCGCGGUUCAGCAUUUUUAUGAGCGAAUGAUUGAACAGCCGGAGUCAUUAGAAGAAUUGACCGCACAACAGCCUUGUCAGGCUCAGCCGGACAAAAUUGAGUUUAGAGUUCCCUUACACACCCUGGAUAGAGACCAGUCGACGACUUAUGUGAACCGCUCGCACUCUGAGUUAGAUUGCCGUAUGGACAUACUCGACUCAAUCAUGGCUACGAUGGAUGUCCCAAAAACAUAUCAGCACUUAGGCUGGCGUUUGUCUACCGCCCGCCGCUUAGACCCACCUCAUCGGCUCUUAACAUCGCAGGACAUCAAUAGCGCUUUCAAAGCUGUGAGGGUGGAACAAGGAUCUAGCAGGAAAACUAGACAAAUUUUUAUCGAAAUUCUCAAUACUGCUCGGAAAGAGAAGCAAACACAACGACAGGGAGGUACAUCUUCUGCGGGUGAGUAUAUAAAGGAGUUAGAAAUAGUCACAGGUAAGUUGUGCUGCUUCGACCAUCGGCUCGGAGAGGACAUAUUCUGCUGGGUUGAUGCAACCCAUCCCGACACUCCACAUUAUCUGUUGUGCACCCGGGACCUACAAGAAUGGGCUAAAUAUUUGUAUGAAACUGGAAAUUCAGACUUUGUCACACUACCCAGGACACCCCAUUUUGAUGAAGUUCGAAAAACACGUAAGGAGCGAACUGCAUUGCUGCUCCAAAGAGUGCCCACCAAAAUUAUAUCCCCCGUCAUCCAUAAUCAUAUCCACCUUUCGCCCACCACCAAGGACAUGAUCUCCGAUCCGGGAACGCUUGCGAGAGAACAAGAAGGCCAUACGGCUCCCCAACCGCUCAAGAGGACCUUUGCGCUUUACAUAGACAGCGAUGAAGAUUCCGAUGACGAACCGCCACAACAUAUUGAAGACGUCCUUAGGACCAUCCAUUCUCACUACCCCGCCAUAAACUUUCCCCAAUAUCACAAGAAACUAAAGGACCACGGCAUAUUUUAUCUGCCUACAGCAGCUCAUUUCACUGCUAGAUUCUACAAAGAGAAAGUCGGAGUGUCUGAGGGCUCUGCAUAUACGUUCCAGAGCUGUGUUUCUAAAUCUCACAUGAAGGCAGGACUUGCGAAGGAGAGAAGGAAGGCUAAAGGAAAGAAGAAAGCACGAGUCCAUGAUGGCGAGGAGGAUGAAGAAAAUGUUACCCCUACUAGUAGUAGUCACGGUAGUCACCACAGUAGCUUUUGA
This is a messenger RNA of Suillus fuscotomentosus, 1335 nucleotides long. RefSeq lists its product as uncharacterized. The coding region runs from base 1 to 1335 and encodes 444 amino acids. NCBI's taxonomy places the organism in Eukaryota, Fungi, Basidiomycota, Agaricomycetes, Boletales, Suillaceae. The record is from RefSeq and is a predicted model, not a curated record. The transcript is spliced from 4 exons.